This is a messenger RNA of Rubroshorea leprosula, 1990 nucleotides long. The record is from the annotation of a GenBank genome assembly. NCBI's taxonomy places the organism in Eukaryota, Viridiplantae, Streptophyta, Magnoliopsida, Malvales, Dipterocarpaceae.
AAAUAAAAGGGAACCAAAAAAACUCUCCUAAAUCACAAAAACCCUAAAACUGCCUGUUCCUCCUGGUUCUCCAAAUCUUCCCUUGGUAUUAUUAAUUGUUACUGUUAAGGAGACAUUGACAUUAGUGUAGGUUGCUGAGUUGGGUUUUGUAGAAUCAGAGACCUCUUGCUUUUUUCACCAAAACUUUGGGUUUUGGUCCCCUACACAGUAUAAAUCACCAUUCAAGUGCUAACCAUAAAGUGAGAAAAAGCUAGAUAAAGAGGUCACAGGAUUUAGGGCGGGCCUCUCUUUUAAAAAAGAAAUAACUAAGCAUAAAAACCAGUAAGAAACCCACUUUCUUAUUUAACAGCUUAACUGCCCCAUAACUGCUAGAAAGUCUCUCCAUUAUCAGCACUCAAUUCACCUUCCUUCCCACUAUUUUCUUCUUUUUCUUCUUCUCUACAACUCCUAAACCUUGAGAAUUCAAACCGUUCUUCUUCUAUAGUCAUAGGAAGUGAAACGGAAUUCAGAAACUUUAAAUUAUGAAGUGGGGAAGGAAGAAACCUUCUCCUUCUUCAUUAUCCUCCUCCUCUUCUCGACGAUUUCCUUCACUUUCCCAAGUUCUUCCUACAUCUUGGCUUUCCAGGUUUAAGCGAAUGAGGGUCGAUGCUGAACCAAAACGUGCAAAAGGGAAGCAGAAUACUGUUAGUUCAUCACCAGAGAAGUUUGCUGCUGGUGAAGGAAGGUUCUAUGGUGGUGGGGAUGGAGAUGCAUUUUGGAGACUGUCAUUUGGAGAAAAAAGUGUUGAUGGGAAGAUAGGCGCGGAUCCUGCUGGAGUGCUAAGAUCAGUCUGGUAUGAUUCGGUUGAUGUGCUCGGUUUCCCACCCUCAAGUUGCCAGAGAUGUGGAUCAAAUGCUAUGAUGACAAUGAAAACAGACGGUAUUAGGAGGCUUGGUCGUAUGUCUUGGGAUGUAAAGAACCAGGACUUCCGGAGGGAUACUGAAAUCCUGCCUGCAGUUAAUUUAUAUAAAGGAGAAAGGGCAACGGUAAUCAAGACACCAAGGCUGAUAUCUGAAAGAGACUUGAAAUCAAGGAAGAGAUUUGAAGAAGCUGUGGAAGAAAAAAGGUUGAGAUUACAGAGAAUUAAAAGUGAAGCAGAGCAGAAGUCCAAACAAUCUCUGGGAAAAAUUGUCUCAGAAGUGGAAGCAGUGAGGCAAAUUCCAGUCAUUGGGAAGAAGAAGUUAACGGGUGGCAGUUUAGGGAAACAUCAGAAUCUCUCUUCCAUAAAUUCGAGAAAUUGUAGUUUAAGAACAAAUGAUGAAGACCGUGCAUUCUCAGCUCAGAAAAUGGAAGAGAAUAAAAUAGAAGAGCCGAAGGUGAAGAGUGAGAAACAGAGGAAAUCUCAUCACAUGAGUAGGGAAUCGCAUAGGAGGAGAACAAAGCAGACCAAAGUCAGAGUUUUUUCUCCUAGAACACCUUCCAAGGUUGAAACCUGCAAAAUAAAAGCUCUUGAAGAGAUGAAGAAGGCGAAAUUGAAGUUGAAGGCGGCAAAACAAAGAAGAAUGAAGGAAAGUACCAGGUUAGAGAACUUUGCUGUAGUGAAAUGCUCAUUUGAUCCAGAGAAAGAUUUUAGAGAUUCAAUGAUUGAGAUGAUCAUGGAGAAAAAAAUAAGCCAACCUGAAGAACUUGAAGAACUCUUGGCUUGUUAUCUGUCACUGAAUUCUGAUGAAUACCAUGAUCUCAUCAUCAAGGCAUUUCGCCAGGUAUGGUUCUACCUAGAGCAGGCCAGUUUUGAAUCUUUUGAUAUUGAAUUACAAACUGAAGAAUGUUCUGAGGAUUAACUACUGUCUCAUUAAUGACGACCAACAUGUAAAUAUCUCCACAUUUACUAUUAUAUCAUGCUUCUAAUAUGCAUCAGAUUGCAGAAUUAGCUUCAAACCAUCAUAGAAGAAUUCAUUUCUAGCUUCCAAAUUUAAUUUUGUGGCUAUAAGUAUAAACAGCUUUAAGGCAA